UAUUUUUGCUUCCAAAAUCAAACAAGGGCUGCUGGUCGAUCGAGCAACCUGUCCAGUAGUAUGCACGGUACCGAGCGUCGUAACACCGCCGAUCAUUCCCAUCACGGUACCGCCCGUAACGGGAGCACCACUGCCGACCGCUUGCUGUCCGUGUAACUGCCAAUCGCAACAGAGUGACGGUACGACGACUCUGCUGCUGCAACUGAUCAGUCAAAUAUUGCUGCAGAAUAUCGGUAGCAACACUACACCUGCAACCACUGUAUCGCCAUUGUGCACACUAACAAACCCGCUGACAUCCACCAACAUCCAAGUGUUAUUGGGACAGUUAAGAAAUGCAGGCGUAGUGCCGGAGCUGCUAAGCGUUAUCAGCCAAGCGUUGGUAGGGCUGCUAGGUGGCCAAACAUCACCUAUCGGUGUAACGCUACCGCCUCUAACGGGCACUUUGUUAGGGCAGCUGCAGCAAAACACGGGCGUUGUACCACAGCUGCUGGAGGUAGUGAGCCAAGCGGUUCAGAGCCUUCUUGGAGGUGGAGGAGGCACCACACUGCUACAAGGACUGCCGGGGAUUAGCACACUGCUAGGACAAACGAAUGGUGGCGUGCUGCCUGGACUGCUGCAAGUUGUUAGCCAAGCGGCACAAGGCUUGUUGGGAGGAGGAACAGUGAGUUCAGGUGGAUUGCCGCUUCCACUCGGGAAUCUAGCGGGCAGUGUAACGGGUGUUGUGCCUGAUCUGCUGCAGGUUGUCAGUCAAGCCGUCCAGGGUUUGUUAGGAGGAUCCAACUCAGCGCUAGGCAUAGGGACAAGCCAAAUAUGUGGAGUUCAGCCAAAUACCGGUGCGAUGCAGCAGUUGCUGGUUUUGGUAGUUUAUAUACUACAAACCGUGUUUGGCUCACUAGGUGUAGUAUGUCCGGUAACGGUACCACCGGUAACACUACCACCGGUAACACUACCGCCGGUAACACUUCCACCUAUACUAACCUUACCUCCCAUAACGCUUCCACCGAUACUGACUUUGCCCCCCAUAACACUUCCACCGAUCAUAACACUUCCUACCAUCCCCACAAUCCUACCCACGAGUUGCCCGACCGCAGUGAAUCAAAUCUGCCUGUCGCUUCAAACCAACUUGGGCCUGGUCAAUCAGCUCCUCUUGUCCGUUGGAAAUGUGCUGCAGAAUUUGCUUGGAGUACUACCGUCCUGCGUUAUCCCCGUCGUUACUGUACCAUCAGUUACGCUACCAGUUACCUUGCCACCUGUAACAUUACCACCUGUGACACUACCGCCAAUCACAUUGCCCCCGGUAACAGUGCCCACACUGCCAGCAGUAACCCUGCCCGGUGUGACGCUUCCGGGACUGGGCGGUUCGUUGGUCUCCGUCUCGCUUCAAGCAAAUCUGGAGCUGCUGAACGGGCUACUGCCCGCACUGCUUACACUGCUACCACUGUUGCUACCAUUGCUUCCGGCUCUCCUCGGGGCACUGCCAUUGCUCGGCUUGCCCGCCAAUCUGGUAAACAUUGUGGGCGACCUGCAGGCCAAUCUGGGCGUUCUUGGCGGUGUGCUGCCGACGGUACUGAGCCUUGUACAAACGUUGCUACCGGUGCUCGGUGCACUGCCGGCAGGGCUUCCGUCGCUUCCCGUAACGCUUCCCUCCCUUUUGCCCCAGGUGGCUAACGUUAUGGUUGAUCUUCAGGCAAGCUUGGGCGGUCUGGACAGUGUGUUACAGACGGUGCUAGGGUUGGUUCAAGCGUUGCUCGGAUCACUUCCAGGCGUUCCGGUGACGCUACCACCAAUAACGAUUCCCACACUCCCCGUUACGCUACCACCUAUCACAGUGCCAACUAUUACGCUACCACCUAUCACGGUGCCAACUGUGACGCUACCACCUAUCACGGUGCCAACUGUGACGCUACCACCGGUAACACUUCCACCGGUAACGCUUCCACCGGUGACUCUAAUACCGUUGGCUUUGUAAUUAUAAGAGAUGUAUUUUUAUUUUCAAAUAAAACAUUAACUUAUGAA
Anopheles arabiensis is the source of this 2016-nucleotide messenger RNA. RefSeq lists its product as uncharacterized. Lineage: Eukaryota; Metazoa; Arthropoda; Insecta; Diptera; Culicidae. The transcript has 10 exons. The coding region runs from base 839 to 1969 and encodes 376 amino acids. The record is from RefSeq and is a predicted model, not a curated record.